ACACGUCUGUGUUAGGGCGGUGUUGCUGAGUUUCCAGCCUGAUCCAUGAACUGGACCCGUUGCCGCCCCCGGGACGAGCCGCGCAGCGCGGGUGGACGGUUCUACGAUCACUCACAGCCCGUGGGCGGCGCCGCGGCUGCUUCCCGCUUCAGGGGCCGGACCUCGGUAGUCGGGACUGGGCGCCGCGGGAGCAGGUUCCGUGUCCGGGGAGGACAGGGGAGGGGAGGACAGGCCGAUGGAGAGCGCGUCGUUGCCGGACCUGGCGGCCGAGCUGACCUGUGCCAUUUGCCUGGAGCUGCUGCGGGAGCCGGUGACGGCGCCGUGUGGACACAACUUCUGCCAGGAUUGCCUGGCUCUGUACUGGGCCGAGCAACGCGGUGCAUCCGCCGGCUUCAGCUGCCCGCAAUGUCGCUGCUUCUGGGCCCAGCGGCCAGAGCUACGGCCCAACCGUGUCCUGUGCGCCGUGGUGGCGGGGCUGGGGCGGGCGCUGCCCGGGGAAGGGGCCGGUGAUGGGGACGGGGACGGGGCCGGGGACGGGGACAAGGCGGUGCCGUGCGAUGCCUGCCCGCCCGCCUCCGCCGCCGCCGCCACCCGCACCUGCCUCACCUGCCUGGCCUCGUACUGCGGGCCUCACCUGGAGCCGCACGUCAAUAGCCCGGCCCUACGAUCACACUCGCUCUGCCCGCCGCUGCCCGACCUCGCCCAGCGCUGCUGCCCCCAACACCACAAACUACUCGAGUUCCGAUGCCCGCAACACGCUCUGUGUCUCUGCGCCGUCUGUCUACUCGAACACGGUACCUGCAACACUCGCACCGAGGAGGAGGCCCGCGGGCAGCGGCAGGAGGAGCUGAAGGGCGAGCAGAAGGAGAUGGAGUUCCGGCUGAUGCAGUUACAACACAGCAUGGAGCGCAUGCAGUUCCAGAAGGAGCACGUCAAGGACUCGUCGACCAAGGAGAAGGUGGCGGUGGCGGCGGCGUUGGCGGAGAUGCGGGCGAUGGUGGAGAAGGAGGAGGAGGCUGCGGCGCAGCUGAUUGAAGCGGAGGAGAGCCGAGCGGACAGCGAGUGUGUCGGGGCGCUGGCGGACAUGAGCGAGCAACUGGAGCUGAUCAAGGAGCAUCGGCAGCGGCUCAACGUGGUGCUGGCUCACACCGGCGGCAUCGCCUUCUGGCAGAGGGUGGAGGAGCUGCCGGACGUUGGCCCGGACGCCGCCAAGGACCGGCCAGCGGCGGUGGAGGUUGACGCGUGGCGGCUGCAGCUGAUCAGCAGAGCCGUGAACACCGUGCGAUCCAGGCUGGCGCAGCAGCUCAAGUGGCCGCUGGAACGGCGGGUGCGGAACCUGGAGGAGGCCGACCAGGCCGGACAGAAGCCGCGGCCCCCACCACAGACGCCUGUCCCGGAGGUGACAGAGAUCCCCGGAGCCGGCCCCGACACGGAGACAAACAGCGCUGGACCGAGAGACGCCGCCGACACAGUCAGCGGUGCCGCCCCCCGCGGACGCUCCAAAAAACCCAAGAACAAGCCUGAAAAUCAGCCGAACAUUCCUCCACUGAUUAUGCCCAUAUUCGGGACAACGGACCACCUAUCCCUACUGUGCCAUCCAUUUCUGCCAAUGCACGCACCACAGGACAAGCAGGGUAGACCCGGAAACAUGAGGGCCAAAUCAACAGGCCCCCAGCGCCUGCCGGCCACUGACGCAGAGAGGCAGAAGAAACCGUCGGCACCACGGACCCGCCAGGACUUCAUGCAGUACAACUGCAAGGUGACCUUUAACUAUCGCACAGCCCACAAGAAGCUGGUGGUGGGCGAUCGUUACACCAGUGUGUGUGUGGGUGACAAGACACAGUCGGGGCCCGAGUACGCUGAACGUUUCUACAACUGCUGCCAGGUGCUGGGUCUGCAGUGGUUCACCAAUGGUCGCCGUUACUGGCAGGUGGGAGUGCAGGGUCCGAGCUUCUGGGCAGUGGGGGUGGCAGGGGCUGGCAUGGAUCGCAGCGGCUCAUCCAGUCGGCUGGGCAGGAACGGGCUGAGCUGGUGCGUGGAGAGCUUUGGGCAGAAGCUGUCAGCCUGGCACGACAACCUGCAGGUGCAGCUCCAGGUACCACAGCCCCAGGCGAUCGGCGUGUACCUGGACUUCGAGGCCGGGGAGGUGGCAUUCUACUCAGUGGGAGCCGCCAUGCUACUGCUCGCUCACUUCAACGGCCCCCUGAGGGGACAACUGCACCCCGCCUGCUGGCUCUGCUCCAGUGGGACCAAGCUCAUGCUGGGUCAGUAACCCCCCCCCCCCAAACCCCCACCCCCCCUGGGGACCGGACCCCCACCUGCUGGCUCUGCUCCAGUGGGACCAAGCUCAUGCUGGGACAGUAACCCCCCCCCCCCCCCAAACCCCCACCCCCCUGGGGACCGGACCCCACCCCGGACCAAACCACAGCCCCGACUGCUGGCUCUGCUCCAGUGGGACUAGGCUCACACCAGAUUAUAGAGCAGAGCAAGAUGCGCCACUCUGCGAAAAAAGCGUAGUAUGACAUGGGUAUGACAUGACGCCAUUUUAUUGAGCUGCAAUUUACAAUAAUAAUAAAAUUUACAAUAAUGUUAACUAAAUAUGUGAAGUGAUGGAUGCUCUAUAACACACUGUUCCCUGCGGGCAGAUACUUGAGGCUCUCCCGCCGACCGCCUUCAUCUGGUAUCGGGGGGGACCGAUCGAGAAUCAGUCCUGGAUCAACUCAGGAAUAGAGGAAAUGUCCUCU
Messenger RNA from Amblyraja radiata (thorny skate), 2744 nucleotides. It is a transcript of the gene trim25, whose product is annotated as tripartite motif containing 25. The transcript has 11 exons. Lineage: Eukaryota; Metazoa; Chordata; Chondrichthyes; Rajiformes; Rajidae. Gene Ontology annotation, molecular function: protein binding. Bases 236 to 2272 code for a protein of 678 amino acids. The record is from RefSeq and is a predicted model, not a curated record.